CCUGCCCUGUGACUGCUGCAGGCCGAGCAUUAGGCUGGGUUGCUCGUUGGCGAGCUGGGGUGUGUGCUGGGUGUCGCAGUGUCCCAGGGAAAAGCUCCUCCGCGAAGGAGGAGCAGUAGCUCCAGGACGUGCUCCCGUGGCCGGAGGUGCCCCCUGCGCCGCCCUGGAGCUGCUGCCCGCCCGCCUCUGCGGGGCCAGGGCUUUAUAUGGGAACCGCAUUCCUGCCCCCUCGUGCCUCAGCUUUUCAGCAGCUGUAGCGUUUCCUUGGGAUCGCCUGAAGCGCGCGAUGUCCCAGGAGGUCCCGCAGGAGGAGGGCUCGGGCGGCUCCCGGAGGAGCGGCUGGGGCCUGCUGGUCACGGCCGGUGUGGGGGGCACCUUGGUGGCCCUCUAUGCUGUGGCCACCCCCUUCGUGACCCCGGCCCUGAGGAAGGUGUGCCUGCCCUUCGUUCCUGCCACCGCCGCUCAGAUCCAGAAUGUGCUGAAAAUGUUGGAAAACAGAAGUGGCUCCCUGGUUGACAUCGGUAGCGGGGAUGGCCGCAUUGUGAUAGCAGCUGCAAAAAAGGGAUUCCAGGCUGUCGGUUAUGAAUUGAAUCCCUGGCUCGUCUGGUACUCCAGAUAUCGUGCCUGGAGAGAUGGAGUACAUCAGAACACCAAAUUUUAUAUUUCAGACUUAUGGAAGGUUUCUUUUUCCCAUUAUAGAAAUGUUGUUGUUUUUGGAGUACCUCAAAUGAUGCCACAGCUGGAGAAGAAGCUGGAAGAAGAACUUGACUGUAAUGCCAGAAUCAUUGCCUGUCGCUUUCCUUUCCCUUGCUGGAUUCCAGAUCAUACUACUGGAGAGGGAAUAGACACUGUGUGGGCCUAUGAUUUGAAACUUUCUAGAGGAUUUGAAACAAAAAGCUUGGAAAUUACACCAGAGACAGAAUCUUAAACAUUGAGUUUGGUUUCUUACAGAAAUUUUUAGCUUUGACUGGACCUCUUGAAGAUAAGAUUAACAUGGAGAGAGCCCUGGCAUAUGAAGAUGUGUGUUCACUAUAAGAACUGAAGUACAUUGGCUGUCUGAAAACAUAAAGGUUACUGCAAGGUGUAGUUAAAUGGCUUAAUAUGAUGUCCUGGUUUAACUCCAUCUAGCAGUGGAGUACCACACAAAUGUUCGUUCGCUCACCCUAGUCUGCAGACUUCCCCAGUGGCAUGGGAAAGAGAACUGAAAAAAAGGUCGUACCCAUGACCAUGGACUGAGAUAGGAAUAGUUUAAUAAUUGAAAUGAAUUUACUACUGAUAACAACAACAACAACAAGAAGAGAGGAGUAAAACCCAAGAAAGAUGAGUGAUGCGCAAUACCCUUGCUCACCACCCACUGAUGGAUGCCCACCCCAUCCCAGAGCAGUGACUGCCAGCUCUCCCCAAUUUAUAUACUGGACAUGAUGUUCUAUGGUGUGGAAUAUCCCUUUGGCCAGUUCUGCUCAGCUGUCCUGGCCAGGCUUCCUCCUGGCUUCUUGCACACCUCGUAGUUGGCAGAACAUGAGAAUCUAAAAAGUCCUUGGCUUGGAGUAAGCACUGCUCAGCAUCAACUAAAACCAUCAGUGUAUUAUCAGCAUUAGUCUUUUCUAAAUCCAAACCAGAGUGCUGUACCAGCUAAUAGGAAGAAAAUCAACUCCCAGCUGAAAGCAGAAUAUGUUGUUAGUAAAAAUUAUGAAAAAGUUUUUAUAGAAGAGGAAAACUUCAGUAUGGAAAAGGGUUUAGAACACCAUUCACUACAGUUAAGGGGAAUAUAUGUAUGAGUUCAAAUGCUCAAAUUUGUGAACUUAAUAUAUAUUCUUUCUGACCCUAGAGCAUUUGGUAUUGGUGUUGGAAUGAUGUGCAAGUGUCUUCUCAAAUGAGCUGUAUUUCCAAACUGUCUGAAUUUUUUAUGCCAAGUACAUAGUGCUGCAUACACAAAACUGGUCCAGAUGGAGUAUGAUGAUGACACCAAUGUUUCACAUGACGGCCUUGAAUGUGUACUUUUAAAAGUAUGAAAAAUGGGCAAAUAUUAGAAGUUGUUUGUACAUUAAUACAAAUGCUGCCUUUGAUUAUAUUAAUUUUUUUUUUUUAAUUUAACUUGUGUUCUGUUUUAGCAUCUGCUGGAAAAUAAACUCCAAGUAAGUUGGAGAAACUUACUUGAAGUAAGUUACUCCAAGUAA
Molecule: messenger RNA, 2177 nt
Organism: Pyrgilauda ruficollis (rufous-necked snowfinch)
Lineage: Eukaryota; Metazoa; Chordata; Aves; Passeriformes; Passeridae
Gene: ATPSCKMT
Product: ATP synthase c subunit lysine N-methyltransferase
Exons: 5
Coding region: 287-928 (213 amino acids)
Biological process (GO): peptidyl-lysine trimethylation; positive regulation of proton-transporting ATP synthase activity, rotational mechanism; regulation of mitochondrial ATP synthesis coupled proton transport
Cellular component (GO): mitochondrion
Molecular function (GO): protein-lysine N-methyltransferase activity
Source: RefSeq, a predicted model, not a curated record